Messenger RNA from Pseudomassariella vexata, 2006 nucleotides. Its product is annotated as cytochrome P450. The transcript is spliced from 6 exons. The record is from RefSeq and is a predicted model, not a curated record. Gene Ontology annotation, molecular function: heme binding; monooxygenase activity; oxidoreductase activity, acting on paired donors, with incorporation or reduction of molecular oxygen. Lineage: Eukaryota; Fungi; Ascomycota; Sordariomycetes; Amphisphaeriales; Pseudomassariaceae. The coding region runs from base 270 to 1805 and encodes 511 amino acids.
GAUGAAACACAGCGGGACCUGAGGGGCGGGGGAUUCGCCUUAAGUCGCCGAUUUGUCGCCGAGUAAGGGCUCGUAAAUUCAGCGACGAACAGACUUGAAGGGCAGUUGAACAAUAGCAGACCUCCCCUUCAAUUAAGCAGAAAGCUAAAUAUAUUAAGGACUGAUGAGUCCAUCUUAAUAAAGAUUCUUUGUUCGACAAAUAUCAUCACUUGGUUACGCAGAACGUUGUUAGCUCUUAUCCCAAAAGACCUCAAGUGGUGCAAUUCAUUAUGUUCGGGCCAGGGGUGAUCAACGAAAAAGUACAUCCGUCCACAUAUUUAAGUUCUCAGGAUGUGAUCAUGGUCGUUUUGGCUGGUGCCACUACUCUUUUAAUUUACUGGAUUUCCUAUUGUGUCUUUUUUCAUCCCUUGGCGAGAUACCCCGGGCCGCUGCUGGCCAAGUUCACCAAUUUAUAUGGUGCAUAUCAUGCUUGGAAAGGCGAUAUACAUAUAGACAUACUCCGAUGUCAUUGUAAAUUCGGUGUUUAUGUACGAUAUGCCCCUAACCGUAUAUUGAUUAACUCUCCACAAGCUCUGCACGAUAUCUACGGACAUGGAGCUCAUGUCAGAAAAUUUGACGGAUACAAGAUCUUGUCAUCCCACGCAUUAAAUACAUUAACUCUUUCAAACAAAGUCCAACACGCACGCCGAAGACGAGUCAUCAGCCAGGCUUUCUCUGAAAGUAGUCUACGCAUGUUCGAGAGUCUUAUUGUCUCCAAGCUUGAUAACUUUUGCCAAAUAAUUCGUGGAACUUCACUAGAAGGAGAAUGGACGGUUUCUCAAGAUAUGGCUGAAAAUUUCAACCGUCUCUCAUUCGACCUGAUGACAGCUUUGUCAUUCAAUCUAGACUAUCGCACUAUGGAAGACCCCCGACAUCGCCCCGUAAUGCAGGCCAUUGAAUGUUCGAACAUACGGCUUAGCGUGCUAUGGCAGGCACCUGCAUUAUCCCUCUGCCGCCUAGAUCGCAUGCUCAUGCGAGAUUCAUCGAAGGCAGCUCAAACCUUUGUGGUAUUUCUUCGAGAUCUGCUCAAGUCACGAUUGCGGCAAGAUGAAUCAAACAAUAGGGAUAUUUUUUCUUUUCUGCAGAAAUGCGAAGAUCCCGAGACAGGUGACAAAUUGAGCAUCAAAGAGUUAAGCGCAGAAACUGCGACAUUCAUUGUAGCUGGUAGUGAUACUUCCUCGACGGCCAUGGCAGCACUGAUCCAUUAUCUGGCGGGCUCGGCUCGCUCUUAUGAUCGAGUUACAGAAGAGGUCAGGUCAACUUUUGCCUCACUAGAUGAGAUUAGACUCGGCAAGAAGAUCAAUUCCUGUGUGUUUUUACGUGCUUGUCUUGACGAAGCGCUGCGGUUGUCGCCACCAGGUGGUGGUCCGCUUUGGCGUUUAGUUGAAAACGACGGUACCACUAUUGGGGAUACUUUCUUCCCAGGUGGCUGUGAGGUUGGCGCAGGGGUCUACGCAAUGCAGAAUAGCCCGGAUAAUUGGGAAAAUCCCACGAGCUUCAGGCCUGAACGGUGGCUUGAGAAAGGAGUCAAUCGGCCCUAUUUUCCAUUCAACAUAGGGCCCAGGAGUUGUGUGGGGAAGCCACUGGCUGUUGCUCAGAUCCUGUUGACCAUUGCUCGUUUGUGCUGGGAAUUUGAUUUUCGAAGAGCAGACGCCGGCGUCCCUGUUGGCAUGAGGGACGAUGAGGAGCCAAGCCAAUAUGUUCUCAAAGACCACAUCACGGGGCAGAAAACAGGCCCUCUGCUAUGCUUCUGCCCCAGAUUUUGAUUACCAGAUUAUGUUCUAUUGGCGCAUCAUUAGUUACAAGAUUACUGUCCUGUAUGACCAGACUCUGGCACUAUACAGCGCAUGCAGAGCUGACAAAGAUUGUGAUGACCGCUUACAUCCAGCAUGUUUCACUGUACGCACCAACUUUGCACUAAGUUGUUACGAGCCACGACAGCUAUUGUCACUACUACUAUGGGGAAA